Plasmodium berghei ANKA is the source of this 8331-nucleotide messenger RNA. RefSeq names its product conserved protein, unknown function. The transcript has a single exon. The record is from RefSeq and is a predicted model, not a curated record. Lineage: Eukaryota; Apicomplexa; Aconoidasida; Haemosporida; Plasmodiidae. Bases 1 to 8331 code for a protein of 2776 amino acids.
AUGAUAUAUUUGACAAAUUUAAGAAGUGAUGAUCUCCUUUUUAAAUAUCAUGAUGCAGAAUUCGUACUAAAUAAUUAUAGAAGCAGCCAUAUUUUUUUAAGUAAUACAUGUAAACUUAAUGGAUCUUUAUAUGAUUUAAUAGAAACUAAUAGGGACAAAAAAUAUAUAAAUGCUUAUUUAUCAUGCUUACACGAAAAUAGACACAUUUUUUACAACGAAUACAAUACUCCUCAAAAUGAUGAUAAUAUUAACCAAGGUAAUAAAAGAAAACUGCAAUAUAAUAAUAAUUUUAAUAAUUAUAAUCCCAAUCUUACAGGCUUAUAUAAAGACAAACCCAAUUGUGAUCAUAUCAGAAAUCAUAAGAUCGUGAAUCGCAAUACUAUUUAUAAUAAAAUAAUAAUUAAAAAAAUUAUAGCAAAUAAAUAUAAGAAAAAUAUAAAACACACUAUGCUUCGAAAUAAAAGAAAAAUUUCACAAAAAUAUAUUAUAUCAAAUAAUGUAAAUAGCAUUAUAUUAUAUUCAUCAAUAUUCCCAUAUGGUAAACAAAAUGAAAUUAACAAAUUAUAUAAUAUAUAUAUAAAACUUAAUAUAAAUCAAUCCAAUUUAUUUUAUUUGAAAGAAAAAAUAAUGCAAGAUAUAAAAUAUUACUUUAACCAAUGUAUAUAUAAUGAUUAUCGAUUAAAUACUUUACUCCAUAGUUUAUUAUACAAUGAUGAAUAUAUAAAAUGUAUUCAAAAAAUUAAUUUUAGAGAAUGUGAUAGUGUUAAAAAUACUGAAUUUAUUCAAUUUCAAAGAAAAACUAUGCGUGUAAUAAAAAUACAAAAAAAAAAAAAACUAUGUAAUUUAUUUUAUAAACGAAUAUAUAUUAAUAAAAUACCAAAUAAUGUUGAAGAAUAUGUCAAAUUGCUUCAGCACAUUAUUGUGUUGUACUUUUUUAUUAUUUACCAUGUCAAUUAUAUUAAAUAUUUAAAAAUAAUUAACCGAUUAUAUAUUUAUUUCUUAAUUUUUAUAAAUAUAGUCUCUCAUACCAACUUUGAUGAUACUAACUACAGAUUCAAGAUUAAAAUGAAUUAUAAUAAAAAAAUUUUGAUUGUUAAAAAACCAGAAUAUUUAAAUGUUUUCAUCUAUCAAUUAUAUGAAUUUUGCUCAAAAUUAUGUGCUAUACAUAAUACCAUUUAUAUAAUAUUCUUAAACAAAUUUUGUGAUAUCCCAAAUAUUGGAUAUAAAAAAAUUGUGCCUUUAUGUAUUAUUAUUGUUAUUUCCCCUUUUUAUCUUAGUAUUGAGAUACAAGAAAUAAUAAUAAUAUUAGUUAUUUUUAAUAAAAUUUUAUUAAAAGACAAUGUGAAAAACAAUAAAUUAUCAUCAUAUGUAAACUCCUAUGAAGUCGACAAAACAUAUUUUAUGAUAUUUAAUUUUUGUAGAAUAAUUAAUAUUUCCUAUGAUUAUGCCUAUUUGUGUAUUAUUCAUGUGAAUCCGCUAUUUCAAAUACACCUUAAUAAUAGCACAUAUGAUAUAAAAUAUUUCCAUGGACUUAUAUCAUUCAUCUCAAAAUAUAAUAAUAUCCAUGCUCUCUUAGAUAUUUACCAUAUCAUCAUAAUUUGUACUCUCAAAAAUAUUAAAUUGUUUUCCAGACAUAUAAUACUAUCAAAAAACAGUUUUUUUAAUUUUAGAAUAAUUUUAUACUAUACAUGUUCAACUGAAUACAUAUAUGAAUAUAUCAUCGUAUUGCAUCUCGAAAAUGUCCUUAUUAUCCUUCUAACAUGUAAUUUGCGAAAUAUAUGGUUGCAAACAAUAAUGCCAAUUUUAGGAAGAUGCGCAAAUGAAAAAAUCCAAAUUAUAAUUCUUUAUAUUAAUUCUAAGCUAUCCAAAAAUAUAGAAAAUUGUAGUAAACAUGAGCUAGUAAAAAUACACUUUAUUUCAAAUAAUAUAUGUUUCAUACGCGAAAAUGUAGUAAACUAUCUAUACUACAAUGUCCAUAAGCAAUUUUUAUAUUAUCUAAUAAAUUGGAAAAUAUAUUUUACAGUAUUCGAAUGCUUUAAAUUCUUUCAAAAUCAUAUUUUUAGCAUAAAAUUACUUGAGGAAAAAGAAAAAAGCAUUCAUACAAAAAUUAUAUUAAGAAAAUUACUAAAAAAAUCAAAAAAUUAUAAGAAAACGAAGCAUCAUAUUAUUUAUAUGUUAUUACUAUUCUUUAUAUAUUUUUAUAAAGUUAUAAAAUCAAAUUUAUUUUUAUUUAUUGAUGGAAUCAAAAAAUACACAAUUUCAGAAUUGCUAUAUCCAUUAUUUGUUGUAAUGCAGUAUUUAUACAAAUUUUUACAUAUCAAAAAUGUUUUUUAUUUAGCAGAAAAAUGUUUUUAUAUAUUUUUGAAUAAUAAAAUAAGUCAUGGAAUCUUUUAUUAUACCAUUAUAAAACGCAUUUGUUUUCAAAAUUAUAAUAUGGAAAAUGUUGUCUUAUAUAAGAUACUAAAUUUAUUUAUAUACCAAUUUUGUAUUUUAGGUAAUAUACUUAUCAAAUUAUUAAAAAAUAUAAUCCUGUUUCGUAACGAAAAAAAUGAUAUCCAUAUGAUGAUCAAGGGGGAAAGAAAUUUUCAUCAAGAAAACGUUUUUUUUUGUAGUAAAUGUAAUAAUGCCAAUAUGAUUAAAAAAUUAAUGUGUGCAAAUAAUUUGAAAUAUUUCUAUAUUUUAAAAAAAAAAAAAAUUAUAAAUAUUGCUAAACAUUCUAAAACAAAUAAUAUUAUCACCACAUUUAAUAAAUGUAUUACUAAAAAGUUUAAUCAUGAUAAAGCUUGUUUCAAUUGUGUAUUUUCUUUUUUCCCUAAGAUUUUCGGCAAACCAUGUAGAAUUUAUAUGCACAUUUAUAAUAUGUUUUUAAAACGUCAAAUAAAUAAAAACAAUUUUUAUAAAUAUGCAGGCAUUUUAAAUAAUAAUAGUCAAAAUAGUUUUGGCUAUCGUGAAAGUAAUAAUAUAACAUGUUCAAAUAAUAAUGAAAAAGAAAACAAUCAUAGUACUAAGCACACAGAAGAUAGUAAAAAAGAGGAAAGGCACACUUAUAAAAAUAAUAAUAAUAAGAAUAGGUCAAAUAAUUAUGAGCGAACUAAUGAAGGAAAUAUUGGAAAUAGUAAUAGAAACAAUGAUGAUAAUAAUGAUGACGAAAAAAGGAAAGAUAAUAACAAAGAAACGAACAAAGAGAACAGUUGCAGGAAAAAAAAAAAAAAAAAAAUAAAUAAUAAUAAACUAAACUACAGUAUUUGUAAAAAUAACAAUAAUAAAAAAUUAAAAACGAACAAAAUAGUGGCGCUUAAAUCUAAGAGCAAUACACAAAGAAAAACAAAAUUUACCAAAACAAAUCACAUGCAUAAAAAAAAUGAAACCCUAAUGGAGUAUGAUAAAGUAAAAAUAGGCAAUGUAGUAAAUACUAAAAAUACAUUUAUUGGUAACCAACACGAGGAAGACAGUAAAAAAAAUAUCGUGGCAUGGGCUGUUCCAAAAUAUAAUCCACGAAUUUUUUCAGAAAAUGAAAAUGAUAAUAUAACCACUAAUUGUAAUCCAUUAAACAAAUAUUUAAACCAUUUAAAAAACAUAAAUUAUGAUAUAAAAUUUGGAAAUGCAUACAUAAAAUUAAGAAAAAAAUUAAGUUUGCAAAAUAAGUGUCAAUUUGAAAUAUAUGAAGCGGAAAUUGUUGCAAUUGAUAAUAUUUGUAACAUGUUUUGUCCAUACGUUCAAAAUUUUGAAAAAUUUUAUCAUUUACUAAAAAGAAAUAUAAAUAACUAUGAUUUUUUAAAAUCAAAAAUGCUUGAAACGAAAGAUGUAAAAGAUCUUGAUAUUAAUAAAGAUAACAUAAAUGAUUUUAUUCAAACAAGUAAAGACUAUGAUUUAAUUAUUGAUUAUUUUAUUAAUAACAAUUUCUUAAAGAAUCAAAAUCUCAAAUCUGGGAUCGAAAAUGGAAACAAUUAUAUAUUUCCAACAAAUACCAGUACAAUCAAAUCAAUGGUUGAUGAUUAUGUAUAUCCUUUAUCGGAAGAAACGCAGAAAAAUUCAAUAGAAAUGAAUAAUUCAUUUCAAACUUAUAAUAAUGAUAAUAUUAAUUUGAAAAGACAAAAAAUAUCGAUUAGUAAUAACCUUUUAGAAAAAAACCCAGAUAAUAGUACCCAUAGGAACAAUUGCAUCAGCUCCAUUAACAGUAAUAAUCGCAAUAUCAUUUCCCAGGAUAAAAACAAAGAUAAUAUAAUUAACAACGACAAUACUAUAAAUUCAAAUAAUAUGCAUAAUUCUAUAAUUAUAAAUAUUGAAAAAAAAAAAAAAAACAAUGAAGAUAGCAAUGUUCCACUGAAUACAUGUAUUCGAAAUACAUCAAAAAGGAACUUUCAUAAUGUAGCACCAAGCAAACAAAUAUAUAAUGAAAAUAGAAAUAUAUUAAUUAACAAGAAUUCAAAUAUCACAUAUUCUAUUAUUAAAAAGGAAGAAAAUCAUAUUAAUAGCAAACAAUAUAUCAACAAUAAUAGUAGUUGCAGUAGUAAGACAAAAUUACUUUACAACAAUAUUCAUACUAUUUCAGGACACUAUACUAGAAGUAAUAAAGAGAAAACUGAUUAUGAAAUAAUACCGAAUAAUGAGGAUAACGAAAAAGAUUAUAAAUACAGUAAUAAAGAAAGCAGCGAAAUGUUUAAUGGUAAUAAAGAUGACCCCAUUAGUUUAUUACUGAAAAGAGAAAUUCUAUGCAAACAUUUAAUUAAUGAAGUUAAAAAAAUAAGCUUUCUAAAAAAAUUUGGAUAUAAAUCUCUAUAUGACAUACUAAAAGAAAGAUUCAAAAAAUAUAUACAAACUAACAUGAACAUAGAAUCACGUAUAAUCUAUAAUAUAAUCAAACAUAUAAGUAAAUAUAUAAACAUUAAUGAAGUUAUAAACAAUCCAUUUUAUAUUUAUCAAAAUUCGAUAAAAAAUAUUCCUAAUAAUAAAUUUGCAAUUAAAAUAUUAAAUAUUAAUGCCUGUAAUAUACAUAAAUUAAAAUAUAAAAUACACAGUUUAUUAUCCGAGGGGAAACAACUUAAAAAGGUCAAUAUGGAAAUUACUAAUUAUAAAAGAAAAAAAAAAAAUGAGCGAAAUAUUUGCCUAUCGCACGAAGAAAGUUUAACAUCUUAUGAAAUAAAAAAAAAAAAACAUUUAAUACUUUCUAAAAAUGACUUUGAUUUUGAUAUUAUGCUAUACACACAUUGCAAUUCCCAUUUGCCUAAUGAUAAACAAGCACGUUUAUCAAAAAAGCACCCAAUAAUCGGCAAUAAUGUUUAUAGCCAUAAUUCUAUACCUAAAAUUAUAGAUAUAAACAAAAAAAAAUUGUAUACAAAAUCGUCAUCAAAUUAUAUUGACAAUGUUAACAAUGAAAACUAUCCUAACGUUUUAUUGUCUAAUGAAAAUUUUAUUACUAAUGAAAAGUAUCAAACAAAAACUAUGGGUCAAGACUCCUUAAAAAAUCAUGAAAAAAAUAUUCACCAUAUCAAUAUAAUGAGCAGUAAUAUUAAUCAUAAUAGUAGUAACGCUAUUAUUAAUGCCAUUAAUAUUGAUAUAAGCAAUAUUGAAAGAAAUUUUAAUAGUAUGCUUAAUUGUAGUAUUAACAAUCAAAUUAGCUAUACCAACCCUAGUCAGGAUAAUGAUACAAGUAUAGAGAACAAUAAUUGCUCUUAUUUUUGUUGCAAAUAUUGCCUAAAUAUCUAUUAUGAUAAUCGUAUUAUUAACACAUGCAAAUUGAAUCAGGAAACAUUUGAUAACAAUGUGCUCAAUAGUCGUUGGAAAAUGUGUAAUGAUAAUAUAAUCAAUGAAAAUGACAUACACGAAAGUUUAAGGAAAAAAUAUAUGACCAUUUCAAAUAAAAGUAAAAUGGAAAAAAAUACUAAAAAAAUCAAAUUCCAAAACAAGUUAAAAAUAGUGAAUAUGACUAAUGUUAGGAAAAAAAAAGUGGAAAGGAAAGAUACUCAAGAAGCCAACACAAAUCGAAACCGUGUUUCAUCCAAUAAAAAUAUUAAUUGUGCAAAACUCGGAAAUAAUAUUAAAAAAAAUAAUAUAAUUAAAAAAGAAAGCAAUAAUACUUCCAAAAAUGUAAAAGAGUCACAAUUAAAGCUGAAAAGCAUUAUUAUUAACAAAAAAACAAGCAAACAGGCAAAUAUACACACUAAUAUUUUAAAAACAAAGGAUGAAGAAAUAUAUGAAAAGAAUAAAAAUAAUUAUAUACAAGAUUAUGCUAAAGACAAAUUUGUUAAUGAAAAAAAACAAAUGGAAGGACCAAAAAAAAAAAAAUUAAAAAAUAUUAUUUCAAAAAAUGCUUUACCAUACUCCAGUCUAGAAUCAGCAUUACAAAAGGAGAUAUUACCAUUCAAUUCAGGUGCGAAAAAUGAAAAUUAUUUAGAACUUAAAAAAUCAUUUAAUGAUUGUUAUAUUCCACGCAAUUCACUCAAAUUGAAUACCAAUAGUUUCAAAAAUAUUGAACUUAAAGUUUGUAAAAACUGUGAAGAAAGAAAUUUAGAAAAUGAAAAUUCCUCAACAAAAAAAAAAAAAUAUAAUAAGUGUAUAUAUAUGAAUGCAAUACCAAAAUUUUUGUGGUCUUCAGUUGGAACUACAAAAAAUAACGAACAUGUUCUAGGUGUAGCAAUGCAAAUGAUUGAAGGAUGCACACUAACAUAUAUUAUACAAAAACUCAAAGGCACCGAAAAUAUAAAUUAUGGAUUAUUUUUAUUAGAUAUUUGUAAAAAGUUGGUUAAACGUUUAAUGCUGAUAAGUGAAUCUAUUGACAAUCCUAUAAUUAAUUGGGAUACAAAACCAGGAAACAUUAUGGUAGAAUAUAAACUUUCAAAGUCAAAAAUUAUAUGCAAAAACGUUACUAUAAUAGAUAUAGGAGAUGCAUUACCAGGAAGAUGUUUUUUCUUUCCAACCAAUCCAUCAUAUUAUGAAAAAAUAAAAAUUAAUAACGCAAAUAAAAAUUUUAACUUUUUAUAUUAUGUUAUUUGUACAAAAGGCUAUUGUUCUCCUGAAUGUGCAUUGUUAGUCUUUUUGUUAUCUUCCUUAAAUAAAUCUGAUCAAUUUAGGAAAACAUGGUAUGGCCCAGAUUCAAAUAUUUAUCAUAUUAACAAAACGAAACAAUUAAGAAUCAAACACAGAUGGAAAAAGUUGCUAGAUCUCCGUUUUAUUCAACCAAUUGUAAAAAGAAAGGAAAUAACAGAUUGUGAAAACCCAUUAAAUGCAAUAAUUAGAAAUUGUAAUUGUACUACUGGAACAAGUGGUAAUAAUGCAACCUCAUAUUUAAAUGAAAAUAUUCACAUUGAUUUGAGAGAAAUACAUUUGAGUUACGAGCAAAAUAAAAAUAUCACUGAUCAUAACAAUAAUGAUAACAUACAUAUUAGUAACCACAGCAUAAAUGAUACCAGUAAAUGUAACAGCAAAAAAAACAGUGAUAGUAGUAUUACUAAUAUAAAAACUGACUUUUCUGAAAAAAAUGACUUAAAUACAUAUAUAAUGUCCACAAACAAAAGCACAUAUCUUGCUGGAUGCAUGAACACAGAUUUUAACAAUAAUAAUAAUCAUGAUGAUAAAGAUUACAUUUCUUUAAGAGAACAAACUAAUGGUAAUAAUAUGCUGAGUGGAAAAAAAAUUUAUUUACCUAAUAAUAUUUAUGAUAAAAAAAACAAAUUGCAUCUUGAAUACCCUAUGAAAGAAAUUGAUGAAAAUAAAUUAGAACAUAAAAAUUCAGAUGAAUACCAAAAUGAUAUACUAAAAAAUUAUUAUUUGCAUAAUGUAUGUCCACACGAUAUCCCUGAUGAUAAUUUAAAAACUGAAUAUAUUGAUAAUGAUGAAAUAAUGGACUAUUUAAAUAAUAAAGAUUAUUUAUUAAAAAAAAUGGAAACUGACUUAAAUAAUUGUGAUAGAAAAGCACGAAGAAAAAAGGAAUAUGAUUAUUUAGAAAUGCAUCCAGUUGAUACUUGGGUUAUUAAAUUUACAACUCAAACAACGAUAUUUAGUGUCGGCCUAGUAUUAUGCCAAUUAUUCGGGGGAAAAAAUUUAUUAACUGUUGCCAAUAAAAAUGAAGUCAAGGUUGUUGAUUUGUUAUGCGAAUGGAAUUGUAAAAAUAGUACUAAUAUAUACUCCGGAGAAAAAAACAUUACUAUUAAUGAUCUAUUACCAAAUAAAGGAAUCUUUUCAAAUGAUAUAUGGAAGAAAAAAAUUGAUAAAAUUAUUAAAAAAUGUUUACAUUUCAUACCAUCACGACGAUAUUCAUUUCAACAAUUGUAUAAAGAUCUAAAAAUUCUAAAAAAGGAAUACGAAACAUAUUAUAAUUUAAAAGAUUCGUGA